AUGCGGUCGCGAGACUUCCGCGGGCUUCUGCAUAACUAUGUCGACGAAAUCGCGGAUCCCCAGCACAAGAAGGAACAGGAGGAUUACUUGCUGCAACUGGAGGAGCAGGGAGACACGCCGAAAGGCUGCGUUCUCUUGAGACCAGAAGUCGGCUGCUGCGUGAAGACUGAUCUCGUUUACCCUAAUGGCGUGUACCAGAAGUGCUUCAUCAACGUAUGCUACUCGCCGUGGAUCCAAGACUUUACACUCGAGCAGCGCGAUGGCGGCGCCGCAGUGAACCUUCCGUACAGCAUCGCGGCGCCGCGGCCAGACAAAGACAAACACGGCAACGCAUGCCUCACAUUUGAUGUGUGCGUGAGCACAAAUACCUUCGGACAAUGCCACAGACAGCCGGCGCUUUUGCGCAUCCUCAUCGAGAGCUGCACCGAAAGAGUCAACGCAUGCUUUCUCAAAGGCGGCGAGCGGAUUCAUCCAGACUUCCAAGUUCUUCGAAAACUACGGUGCAAAGGCGACCUGCCGGGCCUAACGUCGAUCCGAGAGGACCUGCUCUGCGACAAGGAGGCCUUCUGGCGGCAGCGGCGGAGGGAGCUCGAGGCGCGCCGCGUGAAGAGGCAGGAGGCUGGCGAAGCCCCCGAAGACGCCGUCACGCCGAAAGACCUGCGGAAGCUAGCGAAAAAAGCCAAAGUGAAGAGCCGCGUCGUCGGGCAGAGACAAAUCUCAGACCAGGAAAGGGGGGGCUGUGGCGGGGCGACAGGAUGUGCGGCGCCGGAUGCCGACUCCGAGGUCCCCCAUGGAGCGUCGCCCGCGCGCCAGAGUGAGAAAGACGACGAUAACGACAGUAUCCAGAGCGAACUGCAUGCGAAGCUGAAGAAAGAAGAAGAGUUGAAGCCCGGAGAGUUCCGAAUCAUCCACCAAGGAACCGUCGAUCUAUCCGAGCUCUUUGGCGAGCAGUCCAUGCUGCCUAUGCACAAAACAAUUCCAGAGAAUCUGCGAGUGGAAAUCCACGUCGGCGCCUCCGUGGCCUCGAGCGCAGAACUCAAUGUAGCGGUCUCCGAGGAUAACCGCGUGGUAUCGAUUCACUGCAAACAAACCAAAGCGGAGAUUCAGACCGUGUCGCUGCCUUUCGCGGUGGACUCUGCCUGCGGCCGCGCGCAGUUCUUUCCCGAGACGCACCGCCUGCAACUGACGCUGCCUGUGCUGCGCGCGGCGCUGCGCGCGCAGGGCGCAAGGGAGACGCCGUCAGCGAGCGACGAGGCCACCAGCCGCGAGGCCGCGCCCUGCGGCGAGUCUCCACGCGGCGACGCAGCCCCGCUGAGCUCUGCUGAGGACGUGCGCGAGGCGGUGGCCGCGGCUGAGGAGCUCUCGCGUGCGCAGAAGGAGCGGCAGCGUGAGGAGGAGCUGCGGCCUCCAGCUCUGAGCCGCGCCGCGGAAGAGAGCCCCGAGACGAGCGCGGACCCUCAGAGGAAUGGCGACAGCGAGAAGGGGCGCUGUGACAGCCCGUGUCUGCGGGCGCCAGCAGGCGGCCUGCGGAAGUCGGCGCUGCACUCAGUCGAGGCUGGAGGCGACUUCCAGCCGCGAGACGCAAACGGCGAGCCGCACCAGCCCAGCACUCUCUGCCUCCGCGAAGAGCUCCUUGCACAAGACGGAAGGGGCGGGGGAAGGGGGCGAAACUCUCUCGCUCGCGGCGGCCUGCUAGAAGUAUCGGAUCCCGAGUUCAGCCGCAUCGCGCAGAGGGUUGCAGCAGCCGAGGUCUCCAAGACUCCCGCAGAGACUCUCCACACCGCGCGCGCAGCCCCGCUUGCCGCUAAGUGUCAAGGGCUGGUCCCCGGGGCUCGACGCCCUCCUGCUGCGGGAGGCGCGUCCUCUCAGCCGCAGCGACUGGAGUUUGAGAAGGUGCUUCUGGUGCGAGAAAACGCAGAAGACGCACGCGACGCCUUCGAGGUCGAGACCGCGACCCCCUGCUUCGUGGAGUGCGUCGACACGGCACAGCCUCUUGGAGGCGACGCGGCUGGGGCAAACGAACCGCGGGCGCGUUCGCGUCCGCAUUCGCGCUCGCCGCAGACUGAGGGUGAGACCGCGCGCGUUCUCCGCGCAGCCGCUCCUCCCCCUGAGGAUGGCCGCUUCAGGAACGCCGCGCGGGGGGACGCGGACGACGACGCAGUCGAGCUGGCGCAGCCGGAGGUCAUCGAGACGCAACAGAAUCUGCUGUUGCGCUUCGCGCUCCCUCCUGCAUGCGUCGCCUUCAACCCGAGGGACAGCAAGAUUGAAGUGCACCAGCGCGAUAUUUCGAUUCGCUUUCGCCUUCAACGUACGUGGGCGGAGGGAGCCGGCGCGGCAGAGCAGCAGACGGCGCGAUGCACUUCGGGCGCAUCCUCCAACACUGCAGGUCUGUCAGGGCAUUGCCCGCGCGCGUCUCCUCCGCUCUCUCCGCGCGGAGAUGCAGCGAUUCCCUCUGGCCGUCUCUGGGCGUGCUGGAAGGGAGAGGCCCUCGACGCCUUGGAUGAGCUUCAACACAGAUUGUUCCUAAGCACAGGCGACGACGCGCUGCAGCCCCGCGUCACGACUGGAGAGGCAGAGGAGGCGCCCGCAACUCUUCUUCAAAGCCCCGCGCAGAAAGGAGGCACAGGAGACGAGGGGGGGGGACAUCAAGAGCCCGAGGGAGAGCGCGCCACAGGCGAGGCUGCCGCGUCUGACAGGGCACUGGAUGAACGCGAGCGAGAGACCGGGGAGACAGCUGCAUCGCUCGUCUCGCCUCCUCCGACAGGCGGGGAGGGAGAAUCCUCCACGCCUUGUGUCUCGCGAGAGACAAAGGGAAAGGAGGCUGAGAGUGCUUUUUCUUCAGCAGCAGUCGAGGCGGACGCGGUCGACCCGCAGCCUCCGAAGUCCGACGGAGGGGGCGCUGCGGCCUGCGAAGAAAACGAGCUGAGGAACGAACUAGAAAGCGCCGACCGCGAGAGAAAAGGCCCGGACGGCCAAGGUCCGGCGUGCCUCUCACCGCAGACAGAGGCAUCUCCCUCGGCAACAUCUCUCUCGGCAACAUCUCCCUCGUCGCCUCUGUCGACUGAGGCGCAAGUUGAAGCAGAAAAGUCUGAAAGACGGCAGGACGCGGCCAAGCUCGCGUCGUCAUGCGUCGCUCACGUCGUCCUGCGGAAAAAGAGGCGCGGCUUGUGGGGGGUGGCUCCAGGUCAGGCGCUUGUGUGGAGCGCACGCCCACCUCUUCUUCUCGGUGAAGCUCCGUGCAGCCACGCUGCUGCGGCGGAGGCCGAUGGAGGGCCUCCGGAGUUGCCCAACCCUCUUCAGCCUCGCCGCGCGAACCAACCGAUGAAAGAGUGCAGCGGCGGAGAGAAGCAGGGAGGGAGGGUGGCGGACGCCCGUCCAGCGAGAGUCCUCUGCAGCUCAAUCGGCGAGGCGGAGGAGGGCGCAGAGCCGCGCCCGUCUGCCAAGGAAGCGCCGCGAGGCGAAGGCGAAAAAACGGGAAAAGACGCAGGAAAAGCGCGAGGAGGCAGGCGGAAGGUACGCAUCAUAUCUGACUCCGAUGAUGAGGAGGCAGAGGAGGGCGACAGGCUCGCGAGUGAAGAGGAGAGAGAUGCGCGCACAGAGGAGAAGGAGGCGAGGGGCGUCGCGAUCGCAGCGAGGAAGGUCGAGGUGACGGCAGAGAAGGUAAGUCACGAAACCAAAGCAGCGAACGCAACGUCAGGAUGCCGGCGCACAGAAUCGCUGUGCUCUCUCGAAAGCGCUGCCGAUGAAGUGGAAGGCGGAGAGACUCAUAAAACUCAACGCCGCCUCGCUGAAGCAGAGAAGGCGCAAAGGAGGCAAGCCAGCGGGGCGCCCGUCGACGCGCCAGAAGGCCGCAAAGAGACACAGAGCGAAGGCACAAGAGAGCGAAGAGAAAUAGAAGAAAUUAGAGGGCCUGCACUCGAUCUCGACGAGGAGGAACUCGACCCCAAGCGAGCGGCCUCCGUCGUUGGCCGGCUGCUCCUGCUGGGGAGCUCCCUCUGGCAAGAAAUCUGA
Molecule: messenger RNA, 4011 nt
Organism: Besnoitia besnoiti
Lineage: Eukaryota; Apicomplexa; Conoidasida; Eucoccidiorida; Sarcocystidae
Exons: 13
Coding region: 1-4011 (1336 amino acids)
Cellular component (GO): cytoplasm
Source: RefSeq, a predicted model, not a curated record